Acanthoscelides obtectus is the source of this 8440-nucleotide messenger RNA. The record is from the annotation of a GenBank genome assembly. Lineage: Eukaryota; Metazoa; Arthropoda; Insecta; Coleoptera; Chrysomelidae.
UCGUACUGUGCUAGUCUGUUUUUUGAGUCAUUCAUCACCAAUGUCAACAAUCUCCGACUAUCGUUCACAAUUGCGAGCAUUUGCUCUCGACAGUGGCAACAGCUUGGAGCAUUCUAAAGAUACAAACUUACGGUUUUGUCUAUCACCCUGAUAGUAUCUGUACGUAAAUGUUAAAGUAAUAUUUCUUUCUGUUGUUUCAGGGGAAGGUGGUGAGGAAGGCUCUCCAGAAGAAGGCGAGAAGCUUGAGGGUGAAGAAGAAGCAGGCUCGAUGACACCUACUUCGGCUGCUUCGUUGGAGCCUAAUGAGGAGGAGGCUUCGUCACCCACGCCUGGGGACAUCCUUAGUCCUGGCAGUCCCAGAUCACCACACGAAGAUAUGAACGUUCACCGACGUCCGCCCUCCCGCUGCACCUCCCGCGGUUCAAGCGACUCUGCACCGCCCUUGGCUGCCCACCCUCCUCGCUGCCCUUCCGGCGACUCAGUGGGCAGCAGCAUAGCCGCCGUCGAUCACCACCAGAGGGCGGCCGCCGCCCUUCUACGCACCAUCCCACUGGGGGCGGCGCUAAGCCCUGUAGGUGUGCCAUUGCCUCCUGCUGCUCUGUUGCCGCCCCAAUCAGCUGCGAUGGCGGCGUACCUGAACGCAGCCGCUGCCGCCCAUAGGCUUAUGAUGACGUCACCCGCACCUGGCCCGCCCCCGGCUUAUUCGCCGCCCAUGGCAUCCCCGCCACAGCCUGCGGAAGGGAUUCUUGACUUCAGCAAGAGGACAAAGGUUGAGGCACCAGUAGACUCAGACUCGGAUGCAGUGAACCUGAGCAAACCUGACACGCCACCUGCUGGCGAAUCAGGAGCUCCUUUAGACCUGUCGGUGAGCAAUCGCAAACGUACUUCAGAGGAACCUCUACCUCAGCCACCCCAGAGGAGGCCUAGAACGACCGAUUUUAAACCAGCUCUUCCACAAUGGCCUCCUGCUCUUGGAAGCUCGCCGUUGCCAUCUUACUUUGCCGCAGCUGUAGCAGCCGCAGGCCUUUCGCCUAAAAAUAACACGCCUGACCUCUGGAAUGGCAAGCUGAAGCAACCUACUCCAACACCAAGUGAUGCCACCAAAGCGCUAGAAAAGAUGAGCGAGCUGAGUAAACUUGGAGGCGAUGACAUCUUCAGAAUGGCUAGUGCACCACCGGGUAGCUCGACGGGUAAUAGGCAUAGCGCCUGGCAGUCGCACUGGUUGAAUAAAGGAGCAGAGCAGGCCAAAGAUGUCCUGAAGUGCGUUUGGUGCAAGCAAAGCUUCCCCAGCUUAGCAGCUAUGACCACGCAUAUGAAAGAAGCCAAACAUUGUGGUGUCAGUGUUCCCGUCCCUUCUAUGCAGUCUGGCAAUUUGAUACCGCAACCUCAGAUCACGUCUCCUUCCAAUACUAAUACCAGCAGCUCUUCUACUAACUCGAACAAGCCUCCAAAUGACCUCAAUAUGCUUAUCAAAGAAACGAUGCCUCUACCAAGGAAACUUGUACGAGGUCAAGACGUUUGGUUGGGCAAGGGAGCUGAGCAAACCAGGCAGAUCCUUAAAUGCAUGUGGUGUGGACAAAGCUUCCGAUCUUUGGCUGAAAUGACCAGCCAUAUGCAACAGACUCAGCAUUACACCAACAUCAUCUCACAGGAGCAGAUCAUCUCUUGGAGGUCUUCGGAGGAUUCGAAAGGAGGAAGUAGUGGACCUUCUGGGCCAAAUCCUCCUCCAGGAGGUACGAGUAGUCACGUAAGUGCGGUAUUGACGUGCAAAGUAUGCGACCAAGCAUUUAGUUCACUCAAAGAGCUGAGCAACCACAUGGUGAAGAAUUCGCAUUAUAAAGAGCACAUAAUGAGGUCGAUAACGGAGAGUGGAGGUCGACGGAGGCAGACAAGGGAAAAACGUAAGAAGUCGUUACCUGUGAGGAAGCUUUUGGAAUUGGAGCGAGCUCAACAGGAGUUCAAGAAUGGAGAUAGUAGUAUAUUGGAUAAAAUGCGAGAUGCUGCAAGUGCCGGGAGGAUAACUUGUGAAAAAUGCGGGAAUAAAAUCGAAACCGCUAUGUUUGUCGACCAUAUCAGGCAAUGCGUUGGAGGUAUGACUGGCAACCCUCGGAACUUUCUAAAAAGUGCGUUAAUGUCAAACAAUAUCUUACCUCCCGAGAGUCCGAAUAGAGAUAAGAUGAAAACCCCUUCCGAUAAGUCACCAUCACCCCAACAAAGAUCGCCUUCAGUAACCGAAUCUACUGGGAAAGAAGGAGGAACUCCAGAAAACAACAACGGUUCGUCACCUUCGGUUUUAAACGCUAUAGAGAAGCUGAUAGAGAAGAGUUUUGACUCGAGGUCGAGGCAAAAUCCUGGUUUCCCUGGCCAUGGACCGGCGCAGGCUCCCAUGGGAAGCAGCAUCUUGAAAAGGCUGGGCAUAGAUGAGAGUGUGGACUACACAAAACCCUUGGUAGACGCACAGACGAUGAAUCUGUUGAGAAGUUAUCAUCAGCAUCAAGGUCAUUAUCCUAGGCGGGAGAGGAGCGGAAGCGAGUCCAGCUCGAUGUCGGAACGAGGAAGCAGUAGAGUGGACUCGUUGACACCCGAAAAGAAGAUGGAACCCCCAGGCGUGCCUGUCAGCAGUUCAACCCCUCGGUCCACCCCUGAUAUAAAAAGGGAAAAAUCCCCCUUUCCCGAAAAAAUAAACAGUGCCAAUGAAUCCGAGACGGAUGUAGUUGUUAAGAAAGAGGUAGAUGAAGAAGAAAGUAGUACUGCCCCACCGACUGAAGUUAAAGUUAAGAAAGAAGUAGAGGAUAACGAAGACGACGAACAUGAACACGGGAGCUUUCAAAGCAACGGGGAGGUGAAAGAAGAGGAGGAAAGUAGAAAAAGGACUCCUCUGGCAAGUCCAAGCGGUGCACAACCCACCAGUCCUUGCAGGAACUCCACCAGUAGUCCAGCAAGUAGUGAUAGGUCGGGUACUCCAAGAAGCAGCAAUGGCGACCGAAAAUCGGCUGGGGGAAGUCUUGGGGCCCUCAGCUCCAUGUUCGACAGUCUCUCCGGCAACCAGACUGCUGCCGCCGAGGCUGGAGGACAAAGUGGAGGCAAAAAAGGCUCCAGUCAUCCCUUGGCUGCUCUGCAGAAGCUCUGUGACAAGACUGAGACGCACACAAACAACAGGGCCGUACCGGCCACUGCGGCAGCUGCUGUGAAUCCUAGUACUACAAAUGCAGGUGGUGGGCCAACACCUGGGGCCAUAUUGGCCUUCAGUUGGGCCUGCAACGAUGCUGUGGUCACGUCGGACUCGAUCAUGAAGUGCGCCUUCUGUGAUACGCCGUUCAUCUCGAAAGGGGCAUACAGGCACCACCUGAGCAAGAUGCACUUCGUGAAAGACGGCGUGAUUCCAGACCCGGUGGCUUUGAAGUCCACCUCUUCCUCAACGUCCUCACAACCCUCCGGUUCGACGCCAGUGCCCUCUAGCGGGGUGCCCCUGAAAAGCACGGCGCCUGUGGUGGUCCCGGUGUCCAAAAGUCCUCCGGCCCCCAAUCAGGCCCCGGCCGGGUUCGAGGAAAGUCCUCACUCAAAGUUUCUCAAGUAUACGGAACUGGCCAAGCAGCUAUCCAGUAAAUAUGUGUAGAGAGUUUGUUGGUCAAUUUAUGCUGGUUGGUAUAAGAAUAGAAUGAAGUAUGAUAAGCUUUUAAUUGAUUUUUUUUUGAGAUAUCUCAGUGUUGUGCCUAUACUUUCUAUAUAGCUUCGGUCUAGGAAACAUCUUCAGAGUGAUCCUUUACAAAAAGUUCCGGCCAGCGUUUACUGUUUUUAUCAAGAUUUUUAGUUAUUCCAUGGAUGUUGAGAGGUUUUUCAGCCUCGGAAAUAACUCAAAUUUUAAGCUGUCGCAACUAUGUGUUUACAUUCAAAUAUUUUAGGACAAGCUUGCCUACAUAUAUUCCUUUUUAUUUUGAUAUAUUUGAUUGUCCCAAGUUUGGUGCAAAAUUCAUUUUCAAUUUCGAAGCAGUAAGUACUACGACCAUGGGCGAUUUUAAAAAUCGUCAGUUAAGUAUUCGAGAAUUGAUGAAUUUUGGACAAAAAUAAUAACACUGAAACUAAUGAAACAAGUUCAUACAUGCAAUCAUCAAAAAAAAUUUAGUUACGAUCAGGGCUCUUUCUUGUUUAUUACUCAUCCUUUGGCAAUCACAUGGCAUUUUCCAAGAACUGGGUUUGAUCCGACAUAUCUGGAUAUUUUAACGGCCAUUAUAGUCUACGGAACGGCUAUUGUGUUUGUUUAUAUUUUUUGGAAGAUGCUCGAAGAAAUAAGGUGGACUAGAAUAGUAGUUUCCAAAAAUCUACUUGGGCCUUGCUAUGAUAACUGUGAAACUACUACCCCAAAAAGACUGUUUUUUAUAAGUUCCAUUCACAGUUCAUAAUAAAGACGUUAACCAACCUCGUCUGCUUAGAACUAAAGUUAUUGGCUUGAAGUACUUGAAUUUCUUAUAGCCUAGUCAAUGUAUAUUAAAUUUUUACUGUACCUGCAUGCAACGCGCCAACUACUUUCAAUUCGCUGCGCGCAUAACAAUUAUUUGGAACUAAGUGCUUUUCUGCUUUGUUGCCCUUUAUCAAAAAGUACGUUUUAUACAUAUUAGCUAGUUAAUAUUAUUUUAGACCUGUAUCGUAAAAAUACCAUACUAUAUCUAUGGCAUUACGGUAACGAAGCCAAAAAUGUAAGCAGACUCUAGCUCUUGAUACAUCUUGAUAAAGUAAAAUAUUUCAACGUUUUCAUUAUUUAGAUUAAUAAUUUUAUAACCGUUUUGAAAAGUAUUGAAUUUAAUUUUAGUAAUAAAACACUUCUGGUCUAAUAAUUUUGUGGUAGAAAAUCGUACUCUACUCUCCAUCUCGUUGGUCAUUUUUUAUAAUUCCUGUCGACCGUAAAUAAGAGAGCUGAAGGUGCUAUUUUCGGUGCUUGGUGAAGGAAUUCCGCGGCCCACUACCCGAAUUUGUGAAAUAGUUUUAUACGCAGAAUUGCGGAAUUAUAGAGUGGUUUGGUUUUUAUUAGAAAUGGUCUUGGUGUUUUUUUUUGUCAGAGUCUUUUUCACCCUCCUGGGGAUCUAGCCGUGGAUAUAACUACACUCAACUAUCGAGCUGGUAAGUGACCGUUUUCUCCAACCAACGUGUUAGUUUCCUCAAUAUGAUUUCUAAUUUUCUUCAGCUGUCGUCGACAGAAAUUAAAAAAAUUGACCUUCAACGAGAUGGAGAGUAGAGUACGACUUCCUUCCUCAAAAUUAUUGUAUUACUAAAAAUAAAAUUUGAUAUUUUUAAGAACGGCUAUCAAAUUAUUAUUCUAAAUAAGAAAAAUGUUCUAAUAAUUUACUUUAUCAAGAUGUAGUUAAUUUUUAGUCAACCAUAAAAAGAAACUGUAACAGUCUGUCAUCGACUGUAACACCAAAUGCACGAAUCAAAUCUGAACGAUAAAGCUUCUUUAGCUUUUAUAAUUUUAAUCCUGAUAUAUUUUUUUAAUUUUAUCAGACUGCAUUCUAUCCGUCUACCGACCAGCAAAUCGCAUGUACAUAGUGUUCAUUUAUGUAAAAUUACACAUGAAGAAACAUUCCUAUUUUGUAAAAUAUAGUCUUAGAAGACUCGGUCGCUGUGAGCGACGUCUUGUGAUGUUAUCAUAUCGUAAUUACAACCAAUAGUAAUAAAGAACAUAGUUGUUUAGGGUGUCAGUCGUCAGGGAUACAACAAAAAAAAACUCAACAUCAUGUGGCAAGAUUUUUGAAGUGACAUGUCCGAAAGUAGAUUUUUGAUGGUGGAGAUAAUAUACUGCGAUAAGAAAGCCAACCAACUGUGGAAUAUGCAGUUCUGUCAAAAUGACGUAUACCAUUAAUAACAGGCCAGAGUGACAGGGGAGGUAUAUUGGCUUCAAAUCAAUCAGAUAAAAUUAACAUGACCUUAGUAAAAGUUUUCUAGUUUUCCAGUUAUUAUUUUUCAAAAAAUCACUACUGUUUGCUCCUUUUUUGCCUGUUAUGGCUAUUAAAAAACUUUGCUGGGCUACCAUUAAUAGUUGGUUGAGACAGCCGAGUCAAGUAUUCAUUUCAUUGAAAACUAGCAUGGUAUGCUAAAAAAAUUAAUAUAUUUUGUUUCAAUGAGAAAACCUUUACCGUGAAAAAAAUGUACCAGACUGAAUCGGCAAAUGAUUUUAAAAACUAGCCUAUUUAAAGUUCUUUUAAAUAUAGUAUAACAUUUGUAGGUUCUUUCUACUAAAAAUUGAAUGAUCCCAAGUUUUGUCAUUGAAGUCGUAAUACUUAGAAAAUACUUUAAAUAAAAAAUAAGCGCAGCCGUCUUUUGUAUCCAAAUCACUAAGUAAUGAAACGACCUAAACAUGUAAUUGACUAUCUCGCUGACACAUUCAUUGUUCGGUCUUCAGCAUUAUGUCACCUCAAGGAACAGAGUUGGUACCUGCUCACCGCAUGCGCAAGGUUAAUUUAAUACUGCUCCUUGUGUUAGUGCUACACAGGUGUUAUUUAGCUCCUUGGCUGUCGUUUCACUCGUUAGUGAUUUGGAUACAAAAGACUGACGCACUUAUUUUUUAUUUGUAGUAUUGCGAAAUACUACAAAUAAAAUUCGUUACAAAACUUGGAAUUAUCCAAUUUUUAGUAGAAAGGAACUACAAAAGUUAUACUACACUGAAAGAGCAUUAAAUAGGCUAGUUUUUAAGAUCAUUUGCCGAUUCAGUCUGGUACAGUGAUUUUUUGAAAAAACCUAAAAGUGGCAAUAUCUCGAAAACUAGAAAACUUUUAACUAAGGUCAUGUUGAUUUCAUCCGAUUGAUCCGAAGUCAGUCUACCUCCCGUGACACUCUAGCGUGUUAUUUCUGGGACCCUGUAUAGUUCUUUUCACGGCUUUUGGCAGUUACAUCACUUGCCAUACGAAAUAGGAAAACAGAUUAACUAAAAGUAUCAUAUGCGUACCUUAAUUUCAGACUGGACAAACCGAUCCGUAACACAGCUGUCACUGGCUCUUGCACGCAGUGAUGAAAUGGGUCAUAUAAAAUCGUUGUUUUCACUCAAUUUCUGAACAUACUUCUUCGGCAGACUGUCGACGCCACGAAAUGGGUAAAAAUCAAUCACAUGUCCAUGACAAGCAAGUUGUCAUAUUGACAGUGGCAAACAUGAAUGUGGACGACUCACACGUUGACGAGAAACUUUUUAUGGUGACGAGACAAAAACGUAUGCCUGUGAGUUUAGGAAAACAAACUUCUACGCAUAUGUAUGCGUGAGGGAGACCGAUAUAAGAGUGAUUCGUGUAGUUCGACUGUCACUUGCCAAAAACAGUGAAAAGUUGAUAAACUGCGUACGUUUUUGUAAUUAUAAGAGUGCUUUGAAUUUGUUGACGGACAUUUGUCCUGUAGGUAUUUUUAAUUACCUGAUUGGAACAUUAAUAACCCAGGUAUUUGACACUCACAAGAUCAGUAUGUUGUCUACACUUUCCAAAAUCUCUCUCAAUUCCUAUGAUAGACCUGAUGUCCAUAAUUUCUGAUUUUGAACUUGACGACUGGCCUAUUUAGUGCAGUUCAUUGCGGAUUCUGAAACGGAGCAAAAAUGAAAAACACUAAAACAAAUGAAUCUCCUCAUCCUGCGUGAUUAUGAUUGUUAUACGAAUUUUAUGUCACAAUGUACAUAGAAUCUACGGUAUAAGUCAGUAUUGUAAGAAUUGUAAUAUUUUUUCUCUCUCUCAUUAGGGAUGUGAAUACCAAUAGGGCUCUAUUGAACGAUUCGCGACCUUGUUGAAAAAUUGAAGGGUGUGCGACUUUACAAUUUAUGUAAUUUUUUACAUCGCAUUUGUCGUAAUUUCAUAUACAAGUUGUAUGCAAGAGAUUUAACAUAAAAUAUCUAGUCUUCUAAGAAUCAGAAAGUUGGAAACAAAUAUUACAUGGACCUAUACAGACAUUUGUUUUGAUAUAUUUACAACACGAUUUUUUAUGUAAUUUGUGUUUUUUGUUUUCAUAUAUGCAUCUACCUACUCGAAUUGCAUAAGUCAUUCACCCAAAGAUUCUAAUACGUACUAAAUAUUGAAAGGGUACGAAUGGUUCAAUGGAACCAUACUAAUAAAUUUUUCAACCACCCUAAUCGAUUAGGUGUAAAAACAAAAUAGUUGUUGGUUGAAAACCGUAAGUUUUUGGAAAGUAUUCAAAUUGUAGUCGUAUAAAAAGAAACAUUAUUUUUCCUUUCCUGAGUUCCAGACAAACAAAUGAUGCAAUGACGGUUCUGAUAUGACCGAAUUGAACUAAGUAUACGUAUGUCGUAAAUAUCUUCCAAGAAAGUUUUUAAAUAAAUAUUUAUCGAUAAUUAUAAUAUACUGAAUAAUACAAAAAAUGUAUACGCAACUAGCUGAUAUUCUUGGCGAGCUCUUUUAUUAUGUUUUUAAAAUUAACUUUAUUUAAUAUUUUGUUGUAUUUGAUCGCAAUGAAAGCU